Messenger RNA from Fragaria vesca subsp. vesca, 607 nucleotides. RefSeq lists its product as uncharacterized. Gene Ontology annotation, biological process: cyclic nucleotide metabolic process. Bases 1 to 534 code for a protein of 177 amino acids. NCBI's taxonomy places the organism in Eukaryota, Viridiplantae, Streptophyta, Magnoliopsida, Rosales, Rosaceae. Gene Ontology annotation, molecular function: protein binding; 2',3'-cyclic-nucleotide 3'-phosphodiesterase activity. The transcript has 4 exons. The record is from RefSeq and is a predicted model, not a curated record.
AUGACAGAGGUUGGUGAAGAUCUGGUGGAGAAAAUCUUGGCAACUCUGCCUCCCAAGGCUCUGAUGCGAUUCAAAUGCGCUUCUAAAAGGUGGUAUCCACUGAUCAACAAUCCCAGUAUAGCUUCAGUCUUGGGAGACCACAAGCUCGAGAGAAGAGAUAAUUUCAGUGUGGCAAACUUCUCUCCACUCACAGACUCUUUAUCCAGUCCUUCAAUAAUGGAUUUGGAAUGGAACUCAUAUUCAAUAUGGGCAAUCCCAAUGGCUGAAGUGUCUCUCAGGAUCAAGAAGGUGAUGGAAGGUCUCAAAACCGAGUUUGGGGGGCCAGAGAUCGAACCCCAUAUUCCUGUUAUAGGAUCUAUUUGUACGACGGAUGAAGAUGUGCUCGACGAAUUUAGAUCUCUCUGUUCUAAAAAUUUCCAUGCCUACCAAGCAAAAGUUAGUCUGGUGGUUACCACAAAUUUUUAUCACCAAUGUGUUUCUCUACUCAUUGAUACAUCUUCAGAAGCAAGCAGUCAGAUGGUAGACCAUAUUUGAGUCUCCUUUAUGGCAAUUUGACAGAAGAAGAGAAGAAAAAAGCUGUAGAAAAAGUUAGCAUUUUGGAUGAAAG